ACGCGCUGCUCGUGAGGAUGGAGGUGCCCGGGGCUGACGACAGAAGAAAGCAGAGCUUUCAACGGGCCGCCCGAAACAUCCGUGUAAACUCAAUACCGAACGGACGCAAACCUCCGGCUGACUCCCUUCCCAAAAUGUUUCCCCCCGAAGAAUUAAAGCGCAUGCGCCGGAUUGGCUUUUCCUUCCGGGUCAGAACGGUUAACAGUUUCGGAUAGGCCAAAAAAUGGAACCGGAUUGCUGGAAAGAUUGGGAAUGGCUUCGCUAAGGUCCGUCGACAUUCCUCUCAUAAAAGACGCAAGGCUCUCCAGUCAAAUAGAAGCCCACGAAAGCCACGCGGUCCCUUGCCUCGUACGUAUGUUCCUCCUUGCGUGUUGCCUCCCGGGAGUCCAAUUUUUUUUUUGUCAUGCCUUUGCCCCUUCCGCAAGAUUUAAAGAUCCAUCCCGGGGUUUGGCAAGAGCGAGUGGGCGUGGCCAACGGCAGCCAGGGAGGCGGGAAUGGAAAAAGGCCCCGCCUUCCAACCGGGUCGCCAAGAGGGAGAGGAAGAACGAUUGAUGGGAGGACUUCCGUGCCCGCAUUGCUCAACCGGCAGCCGCUGACGGGCCGACGGUGGGCGGCGGGUCGUUCUUUGUCAGGCUGGGAUCGGUGCCCGCUUUCCUCUGAGGCCGGCGAAGUCGGAAGAAAAUCGAUGAAAAAGAAACUCUGAGAGAAGGCCCGGAUGCGCGAAAGCCUGGUCAUCUUAGCACCCUGUAGAAUAACAGAAAAUGCAAAACAGUGAAGUAAUAAAGCCUGCCAAAUACUUUUCAGAAGUGGAGAAGAGUGUACUACUUGCACUAGUUGAGAAAUACAAAUAUGUACUUGAGUGUAAAAAGAGUGAUGCAAGAACUAUUGCACUAAAACAACGGACCUGGCAGGCACUUGCUCAUGAAUACAAUUCUCAACCAAGUGUAUCACUCCGAGACUUCAAGCAGCUGAAGAAAUGCUGGGAGAACAUCAAGGCGCGGACAAAGAAAAUAAUGGCACAUGAAAGACGAGACAAGGUAAAAAGGUGUCUUAGCCCACUUAUAAGUAAUCACAUCCUAGGAAAAGAGAAGAUCGCCAGCAUGGUACCUGAGCAAGUGUACUUUUUACAGAGUCCACCAGAAGAAGAUUCUGAAUAUCAGCCUGAAGCUUCUAGCCAAGAGCCUUUUACUGUUAUAAAUAGAGAACUGUGUGAUGAAGACAAAGAACUUGUGCAUUUCCAAGUAUGUGAAGGCACGUCACAAUCUGAGCCCUCCUGUUCCACAGUCAGAAUAACUGGUAAUAAAAACUUCCGAAAUAAGGCUGCUCAAGAGGGUGAUCUAAAAAAGAUGCAUGAAGAAGAACAUCAUCAGCAAAUGUCUAUCUUGCAAUUGCAGCUGAUCCAGAUGAAUGAAGUACAUGUGGCAAAAAUUCAGCAGAUAGAAAGGGAAUGUGAGAUGGCUGAAGAAGAGCACAGGAUCAAGAUGGAGGUGCUCAACAAAAAGAAAAUGUACUGGGAGAGGAAACUUCAAACUGUUACAAAAGAAUGGCCUGUUACUUCUUUUAACAGACCAUUCCCUAGUUCACCCUAGAAAAUGCUGCACCUGCCAGUAAUUCAGCUUGAAGCAACUGGAUUAUUAGACGGCAGUCAGGGCAAGGAUGUGGGUUCAGUUAAGCUAGAUCUAUAUUUUCAUGUGAGUAAAUGGUGAGCCAACUUUAAAGAAGACCUAAGAAAACAAAGCGGUGGGCUUUUUUUAAAAAAAAAAACCAAUAUCACCAUUUCUUUGGAAGGUAAAUAUGGUUGCAGCUCCUCAUGGGACAAUCAUAUGCACACAGCAAUCCUGUGUUAAAGCAUUUGUGCUUUUGCCUGGUGAAACUUUUGUUCUUGAAAACCUUUUCAGUAGGCAGAUAGUUGAACACAUUCCACAUGUAUCAAUUUCGUGGCUGAAACCUCUGUGUUUCCAGGAAGUAGGAAGAAAUCUUACGUUCAAAGUAUGGGGACGGAUUUCCCUUCAUAGAUAUUCAUUAAGAUGAGCUGUUAGCAUUCGUGUAGUGACCUGGCCACAGCUCUAAAGCAAGGGGACACAUCUUUUUAUCCUGCUUUCUCUUCAGAGUAGUAAGGAGAUGUGAGGAAAGGGGCAGUCUUCUCCAGUACUAUAUUUGGAGAUGAAGUUCAGUUGCUUUAUGAGCUGUUGGCUUGAGCAAAACUGUUCAGUACAAGGAGGCCCUCUUUUUGCAUGAAGGUAAGUGUUCAUCUGAAGGCACAAGGAGGAAAGGAGGCACUCCUUCUCCAUGAGUGGAGAGUGACAGUCUGUAUCUGAGACAGUGGAGGUUGUCCACAGGCUUGGAAGCCUGAAGAAUUGGACUGUCACUCUCUUAGCUGGGCAUGAGGAAACCAACUCCCCCUCUUCAUGCAUUCCCUUCUGAAUACAGGCGUACCUCGGUUUACCAAUUUAAUGCGUUCCCCAGGACGUUAUGUAAUGUGAAAAAUUUGUAAAUCAGAACGCGAUUUGCCAUUUUGUAAGCCGCCCCGAGUAGACAUGGUCUAGAGGGGCGGGGUAAAAAUCAAAUAAAUAAA
This is a messenger RNA of Pogona vitticeps (central bearded dragon), 2575 nucleotides long. RefSeq names its product Myb/SANT DNA binding domain containing 3 (gene MSANTD3). The record is from RefSeq and is a predicted model, not a curated record. NCBI's taxonomy places the organism in Eukaryota, Metazoa, Chordata, Lepidosauria, Squamata, Agamidae.